Molecule: messenger RNA, 1688 nt
Organism: Centruroides sculpturatus (bark scorpion)
Lineage: Eukaryota; Metazoa; Arthropoda; Arachnida; Scorpiones; Buthidae
Product: acetylcholine receptor subunit alpha-like
Exons: 7
Coding region: 87-1655 (522 amino acids)
Biological process (GO): nervous system process; regulation of membrane potential; monoatomic ion transmembrane transport
Cellular component (GO): postsynaptic membrane; neuron projection; synapse
Molecular function (GO): transmembrane signaling receptor activity; acetylcholine-gated monoatomic cation-selective channel activity
Source: RefSeq, a predicted model, not a curated record
UAGUCGCAGAGUUGCUCGGCUUAGUUUCUCCAUCAUGGAUAUACGGUUUCGAUAGAAAAUAUUAAGGAAUCUAUACCGAAAAAAACAUGAAGAAAGAUGACUGGCAACGAUUUCAUUCCGUAAAAGGAUAUUUUUGGUUUAAAGCGUAUUGUUUUUUAACACUACUCAACGGUAUUAAUGCUAAUCCAGAUGCGAAGAGAUUAUACGAUGAUUUGAUUUCUCGUUAUAACAAACUCGUUCGUCCUGUUAUGAAUGUUUCAGAUCCAAUGACUGUUCAUAUCAAGUUAAAACUGUCACAGUUAAUUGAAGUGAAUUUGAAAAAUCAAAUAAUGACGACAAAUCUGUGGGUAGAACAAUAUUGGCACGAUUAUAAGCUUACUUGGGAUCCAAAAGAGUACGGAGGAGUGGAUAUGCUUCAUGUGCCUUCCGAUCAUAUUUGGAGACCAGAUAUCGUGCUUUAUAACAAUGCCGACGGUAAUUUCGAAGUGACACUAGAAACUAAAGCCCAAUUAGAUCAUAAUGGCAUGAUUCGAUGGAAACCGCCGGCAAUAUAUAAAAGUUCUUGCGAGAUAGACGUUGAGUUCUUCCCUUUCGACGAACAAACAUGCGUUAUGAAAUUCGGAUCUUGGACUUACGACGGAUUUAAGGUAGAUUUACGGCACAGGGAUGAAGUUUCGGAUACGAGUUUAGUGAAAAUCGGUAUCGAUUUAUCAGAAUUCUAUCUGAGUGUGGAAUGGGACAUAUUAGAUGUUCCGGCAGUACGAAAUGAGAAGUAUUACACCUGCUGUGUAGAACCUUAUGUCGAUAUUACUUUCAAUAUCAGCAUGAGAAGGAAAACUCUCUUCUAUACAGUCAACUUGAUUGUUCCAUGCAUGGGAAUAUCAUUUCUGACAGUCUUGGUAUUUUAUUUGCCCUCCGACAGCGGAGAGAAAGUGACACUUAGUAUCUCUAUCCUGUUAUCGCUAACUGUAUUUUUUCUAUUAUUAGCAGAAAUAAUUCCUCCCACCUCGUUAGUUGUCCCGUUGUUAGGAAAAUAUUUACUUUUUACAAUGAUAUUGGUGACUUUAUCCAUUUGUGUGACUGUGGUCGUUCUCAACGUUCAUUUCCGAACAUCUUCCACACACAAAAUGGCGCCUUGGGUGAGGCGAGUAUUCUUACAUGUUCUUCCAAGACUUUUAUUCAUGAAGAGACCCGCUUAUCCUUCUUCUGAAAACCUUCGAUAUUAUCAUAGAAACGAAGAUUAUUCACCUAGGACUAGUUUAGAUUUCAGCUUAGGAAGACCAUUUAACGGUGGAUGUAGGAUACACGGCCCAUCGAAUACCAUGGAACUGCCCAUUAUAGAAGAACACAGCCCAAUAGGACAAAGAAGACUCCAUUUCUGCCCAGAAUUUCAAAGAGCUUUGUAUUCUGUCCAUUGCAUCGCCGAUCACACUAAAAGAUACGAAGAGCAUAUCAACGUGAAAGAAGAUUGGAAAUAUGUGGCAAUGGUUCUAGAUCGCUUGUUCCUUUUAAUUUUCACAAUCGCUGUUAUGGUUGGUACUUGUGGAAUAAUACUUCACGCACCCAUGUUAUACGACACUAGGAAGCCCAUAGAUUUUGCAUUAUCCAAAGUAGUAGCAACAGAAACCGUCCAUCAAAACAGAAGGCAUUCAUAAAUUCUAUGCAAAAUAAAAUCUAUAAUUUAGUAG